AUGCCUUCGAAGCACACUGCAACCCAGAUCCUGGGCCGCCCAGACCCGGCCAAUGUCACCAUCUCGCGGGUCGAGUACGAUAGCCUGCUGCGGCUGUCGAAAGAAUAUGACAUGCUCAAGCAUGCACUCUUCCAAGGCGGCCUCACCCCUGAAACCCUGGGAGUGUUGAUCUCAGGCUCCGAGCCUCAGCCACAGCGGCAGACUCGUGUCGAUUCCUGGGCCGACGACUACAAUGACAAUCCAUCAGCCUUCGGAAUCCCGCACAUGCUCGCCAAUGGUACCGGCAACCACAAUGGCACGUCGUGGAAGCCAGGAAUCAAUCACUCAAACCUCCAGGCCGCACUUGGUGCACCUAACUUCACAACUCGCAAUGGCGCGCAGAACAACCUCCGCAUCCCAAGCUCUCAGCGCCACCCAAGCAAUGGCAUCGUCCCGUCCUCUGUGCCUGAGGAUGGAGGGUUCGAGGAAGGUAUCAGCUCCUUCGGCGAUGGCAACACGGAGUACGCGAACGGCAACCACCAAGCAGACUCGGCGAUGCGGACCCUGUAUUUCUGCGGCUUUCACCCACGUACGACUUAUCGAGAUCUGUUGUCCGUGAUCAAGGGCGGCAAAAUCUUGAGCAUCAACCUUCGUGCCGAGCGCAGUGCGACUGUGACUUUUCACGACGGUGCUGCCGAAUACUUGGCAUGGGUGAAGCGAAACGACAUCUACCUUCAUGGCAAACGGGUCGAAGUGCGAUGGGCUGAGCGGCAGUUUCGUCUCAACAACCACAUCAAUAACAAGGUGGCCAAUGGGGCGAGUCGAAACCUUCUCAUCCGCAACGCUGCCGACAAGGGCAUGACCGAGGAUCGAAUCCGCGACGAUAUGGAACAUAUCCACAACCUCAUCAUCAUCGACGUUACUUUCCAGGGCAGACACGCCUACGUGUCCACCACUUCAAUCCACACGGCACUCUUCGCCCGGACAUGCAUGAUGAGUAGGUCGGCUUACAGAGGGUGCAAAGUCGAGUUCUACCAGGAUGAGUGCGACACUCCACUGCCAUUCCGCGCGCCAGUACCGAGAGGUGUGCCGCAAGAGCCAGCCAAGAAACCAAUGUCAUUGGCCAACAGAUUCGACAUGCUGGACACGAACAGCGAUGCCUCCAGCACCGACAUCGAAAAUCGCGAUCCUCUUGACGGCGGGACCGUUGAUUCAGACGACGACACCACGAUCGACAUCAAGUGUCGCCAUGGAGUGAGGCUUGACUUCGUGGACUCUGAGAGCGAGGCUUAA
Zasmidium cellare ATCC 36951 is the source of this 1272-nucleotide messenger RNA. RefSeq lists its product as uncharacterized. Gene Ontology annotation, molecular function: nucleic acid binding. The transcript is spliced from 3 exons. The record is from RefSeq and is a predicted model, not a curated record. NCBI's taxonomy places the organism in Eukaryota, Fungi, Ascomycota, Dothideomycetes, Mycosphaerellales, Mycosphaerellaceae. Bases 1 to 1272 code for a protein of 423 amino acids.